AUGAAUUCGUUGAGGGUGAUUUCGACGAUGACGACGAUUGGAAUGUUAACACGACAAACAUCAGAUCGAAACGCAAGCACAAUAGGUCAUCAAGUAACGGUAGAGCUCCCUCACCAGCUCCAGCUAUAGAUAUUGAUAUCGCUAAGCGUAGUAGAGGUAGGAGAGUGCCCACUUCAGACAACCAACGUGUUUUUAAAUGCCCAGAUCCACGUUGUCAGAAAGUUUUUGUCAGAAAUGAGCAUCUCAAGAGACAUAUCAAGAGUUUACAUAGAGAUGAGAAACCUUUCGAGUGCUUGGAUCCUGGAUGCACAAAGAAAUGUACCAACACCUUCGAAUUCACAACAGAGAUUCAAAGACGGCAACUACGACUAGAAGAAGAUCAUCGAUUUCAACAUCGAACAAUCGCAAAAUCUAGUAUUAUAUCAAACACGGUCAAUAUACCACCACUCAGUUAUGAUCUUCAUUUCUCUUUUUUGCUUAUUUCAGCCUUUUUUGAUGUAAAUUCUUUAGUGUUGUAAACUUACUGUAUGACGUCCAUGAU
Molecule: messenger RNA, 541 nt
Organism: Wallemia mellicola CBS 633.66
Lineage: Eukaryota; Fungi; Basidiomycota; Wallemiomycetes; Wallemiales; Wallemiaceae
Exons: 2
Biological process (GO): regulation of transcription by RNA polymerase II
Cellular component (GO): nucleus
Source: RefSeq, a predicted model, not a curated record